GAUGGAGCAAGCAUAUCGAAUUUAUCCGUGUCAACAGUACUGAAGAGAAAUGCGCAUGAACACCGCCUGCACGAGCGCGAUCUGCUGCAUCGAUCCGACGAUAAUCUGCACGCUUCGACUCGAGAAAUGCUUUGCGAUGACAAUACACUAUCCUCCAUUCAGCGCUUAUUCGCUUAUACGCAAACAGCGUCGUCUUCAGCCACUGCGUCAGAUCUUUUCACGGACAUCAAUGUGAUACAGCCACCAGUCAGAAGUGUUUUUGAUGUGACGCUAACGAACAGCGAACAAAACGACUCAAAGAAUCUCUCGUUAUCACUUAACUUAUCGAAGAGUGCUGCUGAUAUCGCCGAGCCAUCGUGCUCAUCAUCCACUCAUCUGGGUCAACGACAAGACGACAUGAAUCUGAAUCUGAUUGGUGAGUCGUCUUCGUCGCCAUCGAUGGAUCAAUCGAACAAUAAUCGUUCGGAUGGCGACGAUCGCAAUCUAACUGGGAGGUCAUCUGAAUCGAACGCGACUGAGACAUCGGCGAACGAUGAGCAUUCAGGGUCGAAAGCAUCGACCGAUAUUCAUUCGGUAUCAUCAACACUUUACACGGCCGAAGAGAAUCAAGCAGAGUUGUUGAACGAUAAUCGCAGCGAUAUCGAUAUCGAGUUGAAGGAGAGGUUGGAGAGUGAGUUU
This is a messenger RNA of Anisakis simplex (herring worm), 678 nucleotides long. The record is from the annotation of a GenBank genome assembly. NCBI's taxonomy places the organism in Eukaryota, Metazoa, Nematoda, Chromadorea, Rhabditida, Anisakidae.